Molecule: messenger RNA, 987 nt
Organism: Nematolebias whitei (Rio pearlfish)
Lineage: Eukaryota; Metazoa; Chordata; Actinopteri; Cyprinodontiformes; Rivulidae
Exons: 8
Coding region: 1-987 (328 amino acids)
Biological process (GO): mRNA export from nucleus; signal transduction; regulation of DNA-templated transcription elongation
Cellular component (GO): THO complex part of transcription export complex
Molecular function (GO): protein binding
Source: RefSeq, a predicted model, not a curated record
AUGCGCAGGACCCAUCUUCAACGUGGACACGAUCCAGAAGAUGACAUAACGUUCGGCGUCCUGCACAUAAAGGACAACCGUCCGCUCAUCGAGCCGUCCUCAGACAUCUCGGGGAACCACGUUAAGUGGAACGUGAGCUCCCUGUCACCCGUGGGUCCCAUCCUUAAGACGAACCAGGCCGUGGAGCACCACGGGGUGGUUCUGGUGUACAAGCAGCUCUGCAGUGACGCAAACUACAGCUUCCACGUUUACCUGGCCACCAACAGUGCGUCGGACAUCAAGGAUAUAGGCAAACAAGUGCGGGGCUACAAGAAUCGUUACGUUAAGAUCGAUAAGCCUCCCACGUGCAAACUGGACGAGGGGACGUAUCGUCUCUUGAGCGAGCCGGAGGGAGAGAUCAAACCUCAGGACUUAAAAUUCACCCUGGCGGUGACCAAGAUGAAAGGCUACUUUGAAGCUUUCUUUGAGCAGCCGCCUCCUUUUAAAUUAUCUCUAAUAGAGAUUACCACAGAACAGACUGUAUGGGAUACCACCAUCAGAGAAGGCGACUGUGUGGUUAACGUGGAAAAGAAGCCCAAGAAAAGAACAAUUUCAGGCAGGCAGAGGAGCAGCAGCCCCUCAGAGGAAGAAACCGCCUGCAAAAGACCCCGAUGGCAGGACGAGUCAGAUGGAGUAAAACCAGUGAUGACUCGGGGUGAGGACCUGUCAGAGAGGCAGCUGCUGCGAAUAGCCAAGCAGCUUGGCUCCGAGUGGAAGCAGGUGGCCAUCUACCUUGACCUGAAUACCAGGGAGCUGGAUGACAUCCAGACAGCAGAGAAAGAUGUGAACAUGCAGAAACUGAAGAUGCUGGUGGAGUGGAAGAAGAGAAGGGGGUCAGGUGAAGCCACGGCGUCCCACCUGUUGGAGAGUUUGGAGGAAUUCGACGACUUGCCGAAUGAGGUUUAUCAGAUUCUGAAAGAUAUGAGGGACAAUCGAGCAGCUAAGUAA